AUGACAGCGCUUGGGGAGCAAGACGAAUUUUGCUCUGAUUUCCCCCGCAGCCGCAGCGUCGAUGAGAAGCAGUCGAGGAACUCCAUUCUAACUGAAUGGAUUGGCAUGGGGAGAAGCGGACCUCAGAUCACGGCUAAGCUGCAGCUUUGGGACUGUGUAACGCUGACGAUGGUUGUUAUUUCGCUACUCUAUCCACCAGCCUCUUGUCAGCAGUGUCGCAUCCAACGCUGCAAUGCUGAGUACGUGGCAUCUACCUCACCCUCCAAUGGCCUGCAGGAGGACAUGCCGCCCGACGUGGACUACUGCAUUGCGUUGCGGGCCUACGCCUUGUGCACCCGUCGGCAGGCCCGGAGCUGCCGCGGCGACCUGGUCUACCACUCAGCCGUCUUCCGCAUCAAGGAGUUAUUCUCCCAGCACAACUGCUCCAGCGACGGACCAACAUCCUCCGCCAAGGUCCCCAGCACAUCCCGGCCGGCCGUGUCGGAGCUGUGCAACUACGAGAACCGGGUGCUCGCCGCCGGUUCGGGGGGCCAGCAGAAGAAGUACGCCCACUGUGGAUUAUUCGGAGACCCGCACCUACGGACUUUCCGGGACGAGUUCCAAACCUGCAAGGUGGAAGGGGCGUGGCCGCUGAUCGACAACCGAUUCCUGUCCGUGCAGGUGACCAACGUGCCUGUCGUCCUUGGCUCCAGCGCCACUGCAACCAGCAAGAUCACGGUCAUCUUCAAGUCGUAUCAUGGCUGCACGGACCAGAAAGUGUACCAGGCUACCACAGAUGACCUGCCGUUGGCCUUUCAGGAUGGCACUCGUAGCGGCGGCGAGAGUGGUAGCCUGACCAUCGCGGAGCGGGGCGGCUCCGGAGCAGGCCGCCAGGUGAAGAUCCAGGCGCGUUACAUCGGCACGUCCAUCAUCGUGCGGCGCGUGGGCAGCUACUUGACCUUUGCCAUCCGUAUGCCCGAGGACACGCUGGACUUUUCCGAGGACAAUGGUGGCCUGCAGCUCUGCCUGCACGGCUGCCCGCGCAACGAGCUCAUCAAGGAACACACGCUCGGCCGCCAGAGCAAGCAGCACCGACAGCCGGGCGCCGCCACUGAGUUGGGUCCGCUACGGCCCCCCCACCAGGGCUACACGGUGGAGCGAGCCACGGCCAAGUGUCGGGAGACUCUGCAGGUGGAGGACGUUUACUUCCAGUCCUGCGUGUUCGACCUACUGACCACGGGAGACCCCGAGUUCUCCAUGGCGGCUUACGGUGCCCUGGAGGAUUUAAGGGCGCUGCCACCUAGCAAACUCAAGCAGAACUCCCCGAGGAGUCCGCGUCUUUACAACAGAGGAGCGUCACAGACCGUAGCAGUCAACGGCCCAGCUUCCGUUGUCACACUCGUACUCCUCAUUGUGCUGCUUUUGUAAAAAAAUAUAUACAAUACAUUAUUUGGAAAAAGACUGGUGGAAGCAUCACCAGCUUGAGGGAAGACUGACAAGAACGCCAUCCUAAUAUUUGUUAAUUCGGAACUGUUAUAGCUUUUGAAGGAUUGCAAUAUGGCAUGGAUUCACACAAGACAAUAACCUGUUCCGUCAUUUGCCUUUUUUUUUUUGUACAUACAAACGCUUCACUCCAUGUUUGUAAUAUCGUGCACACUCUGCCAUGCAGCGUCUCCAACCAUAGCAACAGCACUUACCAUUAUCAACAGGCAUGUUUUGUGUAUUUAAAUGUUAUUUCACAGCAUGGCAUGCUAAAUACACAAGCUCCAACAACUGAAUGUAAAAACUACCUAUCCACCUUACAGUAUGUAAACGUGAUUCAUUUGGUCAUUCUAUAAAACACUCCCCCUUCAAGCUGUUUGGCUGCAAGUUUUAAAAGGUAAAGGGAUAAAAAAUCUUUAUAUAAUAAUAUAUUAAAAGCGUGUAUAUAUGUGUUUUAUAUUGUGUACAUUUGCUGAUGUAUAGUUGUUUUAUCUCUAAUAUGUUUUACAUUUGUUGUGUUCUCUAGGCUAUUUUAGUAAAUAAGCUGUGUUCUUCCCUAUGUAAUUUUCCAUAUUAAAGUGUU
Phycodurus eques (leafy seadragon) is the source of this 2044-nucleotide messenger RNA. It is a transcript of the gene rgmd, whose product is annotated as RGM domain family, member D. Bases 1 to 1407 code for a protein of 468 amino acids. Gene Ontology annotation, cellular component: plasma membrane. The transcript has 3 exons. The record is from RefSeq and is a predicted model, not a curated record. Gene Ontology annotation, molecular function: coreceptor activity. Lineage: Eukaryota; Metazoa; Chordata; Actinopteri; Syngnathiformes; Syngnathidae. Gene Ontology annotation, biological process: BMP signaling pathway.